Molecule: messenger RNA, 4054 nt
Organism: Phyllotreta striolata
Lineage: Eukaryota; Metazoa; Arthropoda; Insecta; Coleoptera; Chrysomelidae
Source: the annotation of a GenBank genome assembly
GUUUGCAUGGUGAAGUUUUAAUUUGUUUAUGUUUCGUUUUAUCUGUUGAUUGUAGUGCAUUGUUCGUAAUUUCGUGUGCUUUGUCUAAAAUAUUUUAAACCACAUUACCUACGUUUAUUUGUGAUAGAAUUACACGGUUGUUAUGGAGAAAACAAAAAAACUUUCCAAAAUUCUUCUGCAAUUUCACGAAAUUGUGGAGGAAAAGCAGAGCAUCCAAGAGAACCUGGAGCAAAUUAUAAACCAGAUUUAUUCGGCUACGGAGUAUCUUAAAGAAAACCACAACAAGAUGAAACCUAAGGAAAUUACACAUGUUCACAAACAUUGCAUUGAUGUAUUGAAGCAAUUAACCGAUAUAAAUUCUAAUUUAGAGGAGCUGGUGUUGGAAAAUCCACUGGAACCUUUGCACAUUAAAGAGCAGAUAUUCCAUGACAAACCUGGAGUAUCCAAUACAAGCUGCGUACUAGAUAUAGUAGAAAAAGAAGCACCUGUACUAGUCAAAACCGAGUGCCUUACAAAUACUAAUGUACAAACUCAUAACGAUAUCCAAGAAGCUAUAGAUUAUUGUGAUGAAAAUCUAAUUAAUUCCAUAUCUUACCCAUCCACAUCGUUAGUUUAUUCCACUGCAGACGACAUUCAAAUACCCGAAAAAGAUGUAAACGUAACCCAAGAAUUACCUGCUAUAGAAAAAGGCCUCUUAUCCGAAGACUGCGCAGCAAAGCAACCCGUUAUUAAAUCAACCAGCCCUUUGAUUUGCUAUUCACCCGCCGAUACAGCCGAAGAUUCCUAUUACUCGGCAUCUCCAUCUUCAAGUCCAGUACAUUUUAAACCACUGGGUAAUAUAAGCAAAAGUAAUGAUCCGUCAAAAUGUUCCACUUUAGAGAAGCUCAAUAAUUACAUGCCUAGUAACAAAGAUGUGGAAAGUUGUCGUGUAGAGAAUGCCCCAGAUAUAAGACUGAAACCUAAGUGUACGAUACAAAACGAUUUACACGAUGUGAGCAAGCCCGGAAAGUUUAAAGAUGAAUUUACAGUUACUUAUGAAUUAAAGCCGAAGAAAACGCCAGAAGUUGGACAAGAAUGCGUCAUGAGCCAUAUAGAAUCGCUCGAUGAGUUUUAUAUUCACGUUGUAGAUUGCGAAACAUCAGAAAUCGAUGAUUUGAAUAAAAGAAUCAACGAUUUUUGUGGAAAUAAAAAUUGGAAAUCAAAUUACAGUAAUAAAACGGAAGCUUUGAAUAAUAUCGGGAGGUUUUGUGUGGCGUUAACAGACGACCGAUGGUACAGAGCGGAAAUCUUAAAUGCCUUCAACAAAAAACAAGAUGAAGUGCUCGUACGCCUCGUCGAUUAUGGAACUACAUUAACGGUCUCUUAUAAAAAAUUAAUGAAAUUAAAAGAAUGGAUGACCUACUUACCGAUGCUAGCUGUUAGAUGUCAUUUUCCUCUAUUUUAUCCUCCAUCUUCGACGAAAAAUAACAAACUGGCCAAAUGGCCUCAGGAAAGUAGAGAAGGUUUAAUCAACUUGUGCGGGUUAGGUAACUCGGAGGGUCAGCUGCAAUAUUUCAAAAUCGAAUACGCCCAGGAAACAGAGCAAGUUUUUCGAUUUACUUAUAAAUUUAGUAUUCAACAACUUUUCUUUUACAGGAAUUCUCUGGCUGUUGAUCUAGUGUUCUCCGAAAAAGACAACGAUGGAACUACCGUAGGAGAAAUACUAUUAGAAUCGAAUUUAGCCGUGCAAAUUUUAGACGAAUAUGAUGAUGCUGAUUUAGAGCAAUUUUUGGAGGAUGUGAGCGAUGUGGAAAUAGACAAUGUAAACGAGGCUUUCACUGGCUACGAUGCGAAAGACGAGGCCAGAAUUUGCAAAUUCGCUCGUAACGGUACUUGUUUCAAAGGAAAAAAUUGCAAAUUAGAACAUGACAUGUUACCUAGAGAUGGCUUUACGACUGAUAAAGAGGCCAUUUUCAAAGAACCACUGCCGUUUGUUCCUCCUGCAAUCGAAACAACCGUUAUGAUCCUCAUUACGGGUUACAUCGACACCUGUCGAUUUUUUGCGCAAAUAAUUAACACUCCAUGCAAGAUCAAAGAGUACGCUAUGGAUCGCGAUUUCGUGAAUUUAAUGAACCAAAUCAAUUCGAGGAAGAACCAAAGGUUUUAUGAAACGUUCAAAGUUCUACCGUCUAUAGGAGAAAUCGUGAUUGUAAUGCACUGGAAACAAUGGUCUCGAGGGGUUGUAAGAGAUAUCACUAUCGGAGACGAUACAAGACAUGCACAAGCAAAGGUGUUUCUCGUAGAUUUUGGUGAACUCGUACAGUGUUCUGUGAGCGAGCUAAGGAAAAUUCAAGCGCAGUUUUUGGAGCUCCCCUUUCAAGCCGUCGAAUGCCAGAUAUACGAGUACGAGAUGAGCAAAAGUUGUUCUGAGGACAAAGCGAAGAAGUUUUUCCACGAGCAUAUGUAUUUCCGAAAUUUUACCGCCACAGUAUUAUCGUGCAAGGCUCCUUUGAAACUGGAGGUGAAAAAUUUAAACGGCUCGAUACGAGUAGGGAAAACAUUAGAAGAAAAGGGAUUUGCCGUAAAAUAUGCUCACGAUGUCAAUGUUGAUGACAAUUGCUUGUUGGAUUUAUCUUAGAUUUGUACAUUUAUUCGUAUUAUUGAAGACUUUCAAAUUAGCUUAAUUAUGAGAAACGACAAAAGUAAUUACUUUUAAGACAAUUCUGAAUCUUUGCAAGCUAAAAAAAAUUAUAUUUUAUUUAAUGAUUGUUGUGUUCAUUUUUUAUUAGUAUAUAUAAUUAUUUUAAUUAUUGUUGGUUACAUUUAUUACAGAUGUACUAUUACAAUUAAUGCAAUAAAUUAUACAUUUACGUUUAAUUGUACUUUUUUACCUGAUUGUCCAAUUUAGAAAUUUCAAUUGAAUCAAAAAUUUAGAAAGAAGAAAAUGAUUUAAUCAUAAAAAAUGUCAUUUGAAUCGUGAAACAUCCAAAAAUGUUGGAUCAAUCUUACAAUUUCAGAUUCAAAGUAAUAUCUAUGCUUGCAUUGUGGUACGAUAAAACGCCCCGUAAACUCCACAAAUUUUUUAAUCAUUUAAAAUAUUUUCAGUUUUCUUUUGCCCAGCAUGUGCCUGCUGCUCAUCAUUUACACGAUGCUACUUUACGUUCAAUAAUAUGUCCAGUUUCGAGAUGGUUUUUAAUAGUAAAAAUUAAGACAAAGCGAGUAGUUUAAUAAAUCCCAUUAGGCGGAGGCCCGCCGAAAACGUACGCCCAAGAACUGGGACAGACGAUUUUCCUCGAAUAUUCCUGCAGGUCGAGCACACGAAGCAGCUUCUCCAAUAAAGCCUCGGCAUCGGGCCUAUUGUCUCCUUCGCUUAUGAACUUCCCCAGUAAAAGGCACUUUAAACUUCUUGAAAUAACACUGUACAAGUUUAUGGAGAACCCGGCACCGUUUAUUAGGUAUUUUCCAUUUUCAUUCAUUUGCAAUUCUUUAACAUUCGGAAUACUCGCAGGGCUAUUAACUUGCGUACUGUCCAAAAAGUAGAACCUUUCGUUGUUAAUGUUAUGCAAAUCGUAAUCGAAUGCACUCGAUAAGAUGAUAAUCUUCUUCACAUUCAAUUCUUUCAUGUUGGAAUAGAUGUCUUCGAAGAAUUUCUUCGCUAAAUUGCAAUCCAACGUAGACCUGAGCUGAAUGCAGGCUAUUUUUAAUUCAUCGUUAGCGUAUAACUCGCAUGCCGUGCAUAUUUCCGAGGAAUUAACAUCGUAGGGAUCGCUUCCUACUGUGGACACAAUCGCUGGAUGCCAAACCGAAGCUAUUUUUUGCAAAUUGUACGUUUUUACUAACAAAUCGACGGUCAAUUGUGGGACAUUUCCCACCGAAACGCACGGUAUUAUCAACGCGUAGCCGCUCAAAUCGCUGGAUUUUGAAAAUCGAAACAUAGGAGCCAUAUUUGCGAUUUGCACAUUAAUACUACACUUAUUUCGAAUAGAAUUAUUCAAACUCCAAAAUGAAAAAUGACUAAACAAGUUUUUUUAUUACAACAAAAUUUGAUUUGAGGUUAUGUUUAAGUCAAUGACAA